AUUACUAAUAAAAUCAAAAGCACAUUUUUAUACUAUUUCAUUGUGCAACUUUCUAUAUUUACUUCGAAUUUUCAUUGUCAUAAUUCAAUGUUUAAAGUAGUAAAUUUUGAAAAAAAAAAAGAAAAAAAGAAAAGAAACGAAAAGAAAAAGCCCGAACAUUAUUGGAUUCAUAUUGCGGGUAGGGUAUUUAGCAGAUCUGAUAACGUGGGUUUAUCGCAACUAUUCGGGUAGAGAUUUAAUAAUGGACUUUUAAAUUUUUAAUCCCAUCGAGGAUCAGAUCUUAACACACUCCUGGGAGGCCUGCUUCUGCUUGCAACGCAGGGAGGCUUAUAUAUAUAUAUAUAUAGAAUCUAUGUACGUAUACACGCACAGUCAGAGAGAGAGUGAGGAGAGGCGGGAGAAAUAGAACUGCUGCAACUUAUGCCAAUAAUAAUAUGGAUAUGUUUUACUAUUAUAUAUAGCUUAACGGCAUUGCCCUCCAAGUGUUUGUUCGUUGUUCUCUGAGAAGAGCAAAAGUAGAGACCUCUGUUUGUUGAGAUGGCAAACAGCAAGUACGAGUACGUGAAGUCAUUCGAAAUUGAAGACGAAGUGAUGUUGCCCAACUUGAUCGUUAUUCGAGUCGACGGUUGCAAUUUUGGCAGAUUUUCUGAAAUUCAUGAUUUUGAGAAACCAAAUGAUGAAAAAGCUUUGAAUCUGAUGAAUUCUUGUGCAACUGCUGUCUUAGAGGAGUAUCCAGAUGUAGUCUUCUCGUAUGGAUUCAGUGAUGAGUAUAGUUUUGUCUUCAAGAAGGAAUCCAAGUUUUACCAGAGACGUGCCAGCAAAAUGCUAUCGCUCAUUGUAUCAUUCUUCACUUCUGUAUACGUCACAAAAUGGAAAUAUUUCUUUCCUCAAAAGGAGUUGAAGUUUCCCCCUUCAUUUCAAUCGAGGGUCAUAACUUGUGCAUCAAUGGAGGUUCUUCAAGUAUAUCUUGCAUGGAGACAAAACGAGUGUCAUACAAAAAACCAGUAUGGUACUUGUCUUUGGAUGCUGAUUAGAUGUGGAAAGGCUGAGAAAGAAGCACAAGAGAUACUGAAGGGCACACAGAAACAAGAGAAAAAUGAGCUGCUUUUCCAACAGUUUGGUAUCAACUACAAAAAGCUCCCUAGCAUGUUCCGCCAAGGGUCUUGUGUUCUCAAGACACAGGCAGAAGAUAUUGUAAAGUACAAGGAUAAUGGAACUCCUGUUAGAAGACUGCGAAAAAAGGUGAUUGUUGUCCAUUCAGAAAAUAUAGCCGCAAGAAGCUUUUGGAGUGAGCACUCAUGUCUCAUUAAAGAACUUGGAUAUUUUGGAGAAGACAUCAACAAAAUUAAACCUGAAUAUGUUAAGUCUUUCCAAUUCGAGAGCAAGUUGAUGCCAUCUACUUGGAUUGUGGUUCGAAUUGAUGGCUGCCAUUUUCACAGAUUUUCUGAAGUUCAUGAAUUUGAGAAGCCGAACGAUGAGCAAGCCUUGAACCUUAUGAAUUCAUGUGCAGUGGCUGUGGUGGAAGAGUUUCAGGAUAUAGUUUUCUCAUAUGGGGUCAGUGAUGAGUACAGUUUCAUCUUGAAGAAGGAUACUCAGUUCUAUCAAAGGCGCGCCAGUGAAAUAGUGUCCCUCAUUGUAUCAUUCUUCUCUUCCACAUAUGUACUCAAAUGGAAAGAAUUCUUUCCACAUAAACAGUUGAGGUACCCGCCAUAUUUUGAUGGACGAGCUGUAUGCUACCCAUCAGCUGUGAUUGUUCGAGAUUAUAUAGCAUGGAGACAAGUGGAUUGCCACAUUAACAAUCAGUAUAACACUUGUUUCUGGAUGCUUGUGAAGUCUGGAAAGAGCAAAAGCGAAGCUCAAGACUAUUUAAAGGGUACUCAAACACGAGAGAAAAAUGAACUGCUUAAGCAGCAAUUUGGCAUUGACUACAACACAUUACCAAUCAUGUUCCGCCAGGGAUCCUCUGUUUUCUGGGACAAGGAAGAAAAGAUGGUGUUUCAUAAAGAUGGAGAUGCUGGCGAAAAAUCUAGGAAGAAAGUUGUUGUGGAAUACUGUAAUGUAAUUGAUAUGAACUUUUGGAGAAUACAUCCAUCCAUACUUGAGGAGAAGACACGGUUACUGUGAAGCCUUGGUCACAAUUAUAUUUUCAGCUAACAUAAAGCUCUAAUAAUUUAAUUGCUACCACCUGUAAUCUCUGUACAUUUGUAUUAUUUAUAUUGACUGGUUUUCAGAA
This is a messenger RNA of Cornus florida, 2233 nucleotides long. Its product is annotated as tRNA(His) guanylyltransferase 2-like. The transcript has 13 exons. Bases 538 to 2124 code for a protein of 528 amino acids. Gene Ontology annotation, biological process: tRNA modification. The record is from RefSeq and is a predicted model, not a curated record. Gene Ontology annotation, molecular function: tRNA guanylyltransferase activity; magnesium ion binding. NCBI's taxonomy places the organism in Eukaryota, Viridiplantae, Streptophyta, Magnoliopsida, Cornales, Cornaceae.